Molecule: messenger RNA, 627 nt
Organism: Closterium sp. NIES-65
Lineage: Eukaryota; Viridiplantae; Streptophyta; Zygnematophyceae; Desmidiales; Closteriaceae
Source: the annotation of a GenBank genome assembly
AUGACUGUUACCUGUGAAUGCCGCUACUACAUAGUCACCCGGCUACCUGACUCUCUUCGCUUAGUCAGGGACCACUUCCUCUCAGUUUGCCCCACCACACUCACCGUUGACCUCCUCGAGGAGCGCCUCCUAGCAGCAGAGAAGAGCAUCGUAGCUGUAGGAGCCUCUCGUGGUGACCCUCGCACCCCCGUCUUUGAGGGGUGUUCUCCCUCCCCCCUCUUGCCCUCUCUUAGUUCUGCUGCUGCUGCCGACCUCGUUGGUUUCUACGGGGUCGGCGCUGUAACUGCCCCUAGCGGGCGACGCCGCACCGGCAAGGGCAAGGGGGGCAAGGGAGCUGGAGGGGCCAGCGGGGGCGGUGGAGGUGGUGGUGGCGGCGGUGGAGGGGGUGGGGGUGGUGGUGGGAGUGGAGGCGGAGGAGGCGGCGGUGGUGGCGGAGGGAGCGGAGGUGGCAGAGGUGGCGGAGGCGGCGGAGGUGGCAGAGGCAGCGGAGGAGGCAGAGGCGGCGGCGGCGGCGGUGGAGCUGGUCGCGACUUUGCGCAGAGGAGUGGGUCCGGUGGUGGUCCGCGCCAGCAGCAGCAGCGCAGUUUCCCUUUCCUCAUCCCAGUGUAUUUGUCGUUCUCCCCUUAG